Messenger RNA from Bipolaris sorokiniana ND90Pr, 774 nucleotides. RefSeq lists its product as uncharacterized. Lineage: Eukaryota; Fungi; Ascomycota; Dothideomycetes; Pleosporales; Pleosporaceae. The transcript has a single exon. Bases 1 to 774 code for a protein of 257 amino acids. The record is from RefSeq and is a predicted model, not a curated record.
AUGGUUGACCCACCAAAACCCGGUAGUUCUAAGGAACCACCUCGGAAAUCGGUCCGACUCCAGGACCAAACCGUCUCGGAGAAGAAAGCUGGCAAGCUGCCAACCCAGGAAUCUCCAGAGACUUCAUCCCCACGAGAAGAAGAAGAAGAUGAAGACGAGGAGGAUUCGGUACCAGUACUGACUAUGAGAGACCUCCAUAGGCAGAUGGCCAGCUUGGUUGACCAAGUCCACCGACUGACCCAAGAAAACGCCGAGCUGCGGAGUAACGUAGUUCUUACCACCGAAUCCCCACCGAUAACGGCCGAACCACCUUUUAGUCCAUCUCCAAGGUACACUUCGACCACCCCCGAGCCUCUACGUGUUAAACUCAGUGAGCGUACGCCCGCUAUAGAAAGCUUAAGCGAUGGCGUAGAUCCUACCUUCCGUCAAUGGCAAGCUUCGAUAGUAGAUCGACUCGAAAUCAACUCGGAUCACUACCGGAGUGAGCGAGCGCGAAUGGCACUAGUGUGGGGCCACACCACUGGUAUCGCGAAGGGAUACCUAGAACCUCAGUACCUAUCCGAUUCGGACGGGUAUCGGUUCCAAAAUGCGGAGGAAAUGAUUGCGUUACUCAAAUCAUACUUCGUAUCUGGCAAUGAGCAAGCAGAGAGUCGUGCGGCUUUCCACCGACUGCUCAUGGACAAGAGAGAAUCGUUCCCAGCGUUCAAGGCGCGUUUUAUCAGUGCCGCUAUCAAGGGAUCCGUAUCCCGUUCGGAGUGGCCCUUCUACCUCUAG